Pseudomyrmex gracilis is the source of this 3317-nucleotide messenger RNA. RefSeq names its product probable aspartate aminotransferase, cytoplasmic (gene Got1). Gene Ontology annotation, molecular function: pyridoxal phosphate binding; L-aspartate:2-oxoglutarate transaminase activity. The record is from RefSeq and is a predicted model, not a curated record. Gene Ontology annotation, cellular component: cytosol. Gene Ontology annotation, biological process: L-aspartate biosynthetic process. The coding region runs from base 164 to 1402 and encodes 412 amino acids. The transcript is spliced from 6 exons. Lineage: Eukaryota; Metazoa; Arthropoda; Insecta; Hymenoptera; Formicidae.
AAUUGUCGCGCGCGCACGUUUUCAUGUUGCGCCUCGCGUACAACACGCUCCUGCGGUAUUUACGAGUAUUUAAGGGUACGGUCGGGAACUCGCGGAAGUUGUUAAUCAUUUCGUUUCAGUUGACGUCGCGUAUCGCGCUGUUUUUGCCGUUUGUGUCGACAGGAUGAGCACUAGAUUCACGGGGAUAAAACUAGGACCCCCCAUCGAGGUUUUUGCGGUGGUAAAAGCCUUCACGGACGAUCCCCACCCGAAAAAAGCUAAUCUCAGUGUAGGAGCUUACCGCACUAGCGAGGGUAAGCCAUGGGUUCUGCCUGUUGUAAAAAAAGUUGAAAAGUCACUCGCUGAUGAUGAUCUGCAAAAUCAUGAGUAUUUGCCAGUUCUUGGGUUGGACGCAUUUAGCGAAGCCGCUACAAGUAUGCUACUCGGUCCGGAUUCUCCUGUUAUCGCUCAAGGGCGUGCCUUUGGCGUUCAGACGCUUUCGGGCACCGGAGCGCUGCGUGUCGCUGCUGAAUUUCUGAGUCGUAUUCUGCACUACGACACCUUCUACUACAGCAUACCUUCCUGGGAGAAUCACAAUCUGGUCUUUACCAAUGGGGGAUUUAAAAACGCUUGCCAAUACACAUAUUGGGACGAAAAUACUCGUGGUAUCAAUCUAGAUGGAAUGCUCAACGAUUUAAGAAACGCUCCAGAAAACGCCGUUAUUAUUCUGCAUGCAUGCGCGCAUAAUCCAACCGGAUGCGAUCCAACGCCAGAGCAAUGGGCCAAAAUCGCCGACGUGAUACAGGAGAAACGGCUCUUCCCGCUGUUCGACAGUGCAUAUCAGGGUUUUGCAAGCGGUGAUUUAGAUAAAGAUGCGUACGCCGUGCGUAUGUUUGCCGAGCGCGGGAUCGAGUUCGUCGCCACGCAGAGCUUUGCGAAAAAUUUCGGAUUGUACAAUGAGAGAAUCGGUAACUUAGUCUUCGUGAUGUCUGACAUAAAGGAGCUGGUUCAAGCUAAGUCGCAAUUGACUCUGAUUGUUCGAGGAAUGUACAGCAAUCCUCCUAAUCACGGCGCUCGAAUUGUCGCGACGGUACUGAGGAAUCCGGAGUUGUUUGAGGAAUGGAAAGGCCAUAUUAGAACAAUGUCCAGUAGAAUUAGAGAUAUGAGACAAGGUUUGAGAGAGAGAUUGCUUAAGUUAGGCACUCCUGGUACUUGGGAUCAUAUUACCCAACAGAUUGGAAUGUUUUCCUACACAGGACUUACUGAGAGGCAAGUGCAGCAUCUGAGAGAGCAUUAUCACAUCUAUAUGUUGCGUAGUGGGCGUAUAAAUAUGUGCGGACUCAACGAAUCCAAUUUAGACUAUGUAGCAGACGCGUUCAACGAAACGAUAAAGAUGUUUCCGGAAACGCAAAACGAGUGUUAGAGGAAAAAAAAGACUACAUCACAAGUACAAAAUUAAACGGUCAAACCUCAAACGUUGAAUAUAUGGCAAUAUUUUGUACAUAACGAAAUUUCAGCCCAAAAUUGAUGCUCAGAAAAGAACGAUUAUUUUCGGGUGAAUAUUUGAAGUUUUAUUACAUAUAAGAGAAAGAGAGAGAGAGAGAAAGAGAGAUCGUACAUUGUUUUUCCGUCUUCAUAUCCUGUUUUGAGACCAACUAUUUGAUACGAUUAUUCUUCCUAUAAAAAAAAUCGAUUUUUUUUCUUUUUCUACAACAGUUCACGAGAUAAAAGUACAAAUUGUUGCAGAGUAUUACAAGAUGCCAAAUUUUUCUACGUAAUUGUGUCCUUUUUUCCCAAGACUUUUUUUUGUGACAUGUAACGUAAUUGUAAUUCGCUAUUAAAACCAAAAGAUAUUUGCUACUUUAUAAAGAAAUACGUCGUGAAAACACACUGUUGAGUGCUUUAAACGUUGAGUGCUUUAUAAACGAAUACUCUCAAACGUAGAUACGUAUAUUUUACGUAGAAAAAAAACAUGAGUCGGUAGAAAUUAAAUAGGAUUGUGUUAAGAAAGAUUAAAAAAAAAGUGUAGCUUGCAAAAAAAGUUACGUGUGUCACCAAGGCAAAGUGCAAGAUAUGUAGUUUUUCAUAUCUCAAUAAUAAUUUUGCUAUGUUUUAGUAAAUGUUGAAAUGAUUGAAAAAUUAUAGUAAAACAAUUUGCAAAUUUUAUUUUCGUAUAAAAAGUGGUGUUCUUUGCGUGCUCUAUAUUAAAUCAUCAAUUUUUGAAAAAAAAGAGAAGAAAAUGAUCAAUGUUUGUAGAUGUUAAAAUUUGUUGGCGUUACAAAAUCUCUAGCGAGAUAUAACACUUUGCUGUUAGCGAUAUUCAGUGUUCCUCCAAUGUGUUAGAAAAUGUGGGCUUCCUUUAUCUGUUAAGACUACAUAUGUGAGAAUCAGAGAUUUAUACAUAUCGUGUUGAAAUUUUAUUAAAAUACGUUGACAAAUCGGGUUAAUAAGUUGAACACUAAGAGAAACUAUAUGUACGAGAAAACAAUGAAUAUAUUUUUAUGGUAAAUAUUUUGUUCAAAAAAUCAGGACCACUUCUAUAUUACUCCUAACCGAUAAUUACGAAAAACAAAAUACACAUACCUGAUUGAAAAGAAACGCAUUCUGUACUGCCACUUUAUGCCAAUAGAAUUUGUACAAAUUUAUACAUGCAAUUAUAAAUAUUGAUAUUUUGUAAAAUCAAAAACUUUUUCUCUCUGUAAAAGAUUAUGUACAUACAAGUAUAUGUAUGUUAACCCGUAAUUGUGCUACAUUUAGAAUCUUUGUGUGAUAUAGAAUCGUUUAGCAUAAGACUACAAUGUAUGUAUCUUAUUUUUACUAUAAAAUUUAGUAUUGCACAUUAUAAAAAUGUAUCUCAGUAAGUAUAAUAUUUGCACAAAAGUUAUACAAAGUUACUCUGUAUAAAAUUGUAUAAAAUUGUAUAAAUGACAAUUACUAGUUAAUAUUAUAUUUUUGAAAAAAUAUCAAAGAUGAUGCAUUUAGGUGACAAAGGCAUUUAAAAUUCACAACUACAUCAAGUUUAAAUUUGUUUUUUCUCUGAAAUGUGUGUAUAUGCUCUAACAAUAUUAUUUUUCAUAAUAAAUGUUACUUGGCAAUAUGCAAAGUUACAAGAAUACCAACAAUGUUCUAACAAUAUAAUACAUGUAGUGUAAAGAGUAAUUAGCGGGAUGUCUUGAACAAAAUAUGUGAUAAAAAGAUUGAUAUGUAUAUAUAACAAUUACUACAAUUAUUAAUAUCUUUGUAGCAGUUUUGAGUAACUCUCGUCAAAUUUUAAAUUUCUCUUAAAACCAUGAUGAAAAAGCACGUAAUUAAAACAAAAAUAAAGAAAGUUGCCCAGA